This is a messenger RNA of Linepithema humile (Argentine ant), 3764 nucleotides long. It is a transcript of the gene Pits, whose product is annotated as Protein interacting with Ttk69 and Sin3A. Gene Ontology annotation, biological process: regulation of transcription by RNA polymerase II. The record is from RefSeq and is a predicted model, not a curated record. Gene Ontology annotation, cellular component: nucleus. Gene Ontology annotation, molecular function: transcription corepressor activity. Lineage: Eukaryota; Metazoa; Arthropoda; Insecta; Hymenoptera; Formicidae.
GAGGAGAAGAGAGACCGCGAGCGAGCAGGGAUUCGACUGCGGAGUAGGGAUCGAGCAAGCGCAGCCGAACGUAGCCGAACAAACGGGAAACACCGUGCGAGCGAGAGAGAGGGCGAACGCGAGUCCGACAGAAACGGCGCUUGAUCGCGCGGGGAGGGAAACGUACGACGGUCGUGUAGCUCGGCUUUACCGCCGCAUUCUCGAGCGUUCGUCUCUUCGUGCGGCAGCCAGACGGACGAGCGCACACGUCCUGUCGCGGGAUUGUUACGGCGCGCAUAUCAGUGUGUAAAUUUCGGUCUUGUGUUUGGUCUGUCGAAGAGAGAGAGAGAGAGAAUACGUAGCCGGAGCGACGACGAUUGUCGUGCUCGGGUGUGCGGUUCGCCUUCGCGCUUGUGCGGUGCUUGUUUGCCGCUCGCUUCCUUUCCGGGUGCGUGCGAGACAGUGCGAGAUACAGGUACAGAUAUAGGCCAUCAUCUUUCCGAUUGUUCCGAAACCCAACGUGUCACGGAGAAACGACGCCGAUUCCCGCCAUUUGUGUAGCCUUCCCUCCGAUCGGCCGGGAGCGAAUCGAAGCGUCGACGUCGUCGGGGCGUCGUCGGGGCGUCGCUUCUCGCGCUUACGUUCUUUCUCGCGGCUCAUGUGCCCGCGAGCCGCCGAGGUGACGGUGUGUUCGCGAGACGGGAGGCAGUUGACGUUAUCGCCGUUGUUAUUUCGAGCAGCCGUCAUUUCUCGGACGAGCAGUGCGGCAGAGGCUCGUGCGUGCGGUCGGCAUCGAUCUUCGCCUCGCGAAGCGGAGUGAUCCGAGGAGAAGAAGAGAAAAAAAAACAGUGUGCGUAUUGUGCGCGGCGAAAAUAUACAGCGCGGGAAAUCGUGCGUAGCGUGAGAGAAGGAGAGAAAGAAAGAGAGAGAGAGAAAGAGGAAGAGAGAGGGAGAGAAAAAUAGAGCAAGGUGCACGGACGACCGCAGUGCGUCUGAGAAGAAAGAUAUCAGACACAGCUCUGUUGCGGCUAACGAGCGAUAAGAGAUAUCGCAACGUGCGCGAAACAAACAGUGGAUGGUGAAGUGAUAAGCGGCCGAGCUACGAGCAGUGGACGACGAUCCCCGAUUAGGGCGUCGCAUCGGAAGAUACAGCUUCUUCCACGUUUCGUCACCAGCACGACGCUUCUACACGGCGGCAAAAUGAUGGUCAACAAGCGGACGCAGUGCUAUCUGUGCGACCUGCCCAGGAUGCCGUGGGCGAUGAUUAUGGACUUUUCGGAGCCGGUGUGUCGCGGCUGCGUGAACUACGAGGGCGCCGACCGCAUCGACAUCGUGCUCGAGUCAGCCAAGCAGAUGAAGAAGGCACAUGGCUUCCAAGACGCGCGGCCCUCCGCCACCAAGACGUAUCGUACCGCUGGCGGUGGUGGCGGCCACACCGAGCACAACGGCGGCGCGAAUCUCGAUGUGCUGCCAAUUCAGAACACCGGCCAGAGCCACUCGUCGCGCCAUCACAACAUCGCCGGCUACUCGCAGCUGCACCACCGUAACUCCAUCACGGAAUUCAAUUCCGGCACGGCGGCCGCAGCCGCCGCAGCCGCCAGGCAGCAGAUCGGCCGGCAGCACGGCGGCGGCGGCGGCGAGGACGGCCACGAGAUGGCGAACGGUAUGAGGGGCAACAACGUGCGUCUGCCCAACGCCCACCUGGCCGCGGUGGCGGCGCAUCACGUGAACCUCAGUCACAAUCGCGGCAUCACGCAGCUUAAGCGCGGUAUCUCGGCCAUCGACGAGGACGAGCACGCCGAAAAGAGGCUCUCCUUGGAAGAACAGCAUCCAGUCAGGCCGCCGUUGACACGCGGUGAUUCACUUCCGGCAGUCAGUCUUGCCGUCAGCUACGUGCAGGACAGGAACAAGGAGAAGCAUCCGGUGAGAGCGCCCAGCUUCGAGACAGCGACCACCUUCAAGGCCAACGGGGCGUAUGUGGGACCGUCUAUACCGUUGGCGCCGGCUAACGUGGCCGCUAAUGGCGGAGGAUCGCCCCUUCGCCCAAGAACGAGCCCUCCGCCACCGCCGCCGCCGACCCAGGAGAGCGCCAACGAAAAUUCACAGUCGAAUCAUCAUCAGGGCUCGGCGAACGGCCCGUCACCGAUGGCCGCUCUAAUGUCAGUCGCUGACAAUCUGACGUCGCCGGAACCCGUGCCACAGCCGCCGAACAAUCCCAGCCCGACCAGCAGAAGUCCGCCGACCACGGCUGCGAAUGCUCAGCAGCGCAGCGCUUCUAGAGGCUCUCAGCACAGCCCGAAUAGUUCAGGUUCGUCGGGCAGACGGUCCAGCAGUUCGAGGCAAGUUUCAUCCACGACUGUCACAACGUCGUCCGAAGGCGCGGUCGCCCAGGCCGCCGGCGCUGAACCAGUCUCGGCGCCAACUCUGAAGUGCACGCUCUGCCAGGAGCGCCUCGAGGACACGCACUUCGUUCAGUGCCCCAGCGUGCCCCAUCACAAGUUCUGCUUCCCGUGCAGCCGUGAGAGCAUAAAGAGACAGGGCGCCGGCUCGGAGGUUUACUGUCCGAGCGGCGAGAAAUGUCCGCUGGCGAACAGCCAGGUGCCCUGGGCCUUCAUGCAGGGUGAGAUCGCUACCAUUCUGGGCGAGGACGCCACCGGCACCGGGCUGAAGGUUAAGAAGGAGCGGGAAACUUAAAGGAGUCUCCCGCAAAGUCGAUUCAGGGCUCAAAUUUUGUCCCCCUUUACGCUCAGAGGGGCUGUUAUAAAAUGGUUGGAACCGUGAAGGGUUUCGCCGAAACGCUUUUGGUAACGGUGAUAAGGACACGUUGGCGAUACGCGGGAGAGCCAACGAACGACUCGAGCCAAAGACGUUGUCUGGUGCGACACGGAUUUCUCACAAAGUUGUCGAUGUCGUCGAUUAAGGGGAAAAAGGGGGGGGGGAUAUUUUUGGGAGGGAAAGUGGACGAUUUGGUUUUGUUCGAAGCCGGCGGCUGACGACGCGUUUUUCGACGAAAUUGAUCGACGAUCGUAACGGUAUUCCAUCAUUUGCGAGGGGUUCUGAGAAGAAGUCUUUGGCAAAUUUGCACGCUGGUGGUCGGUUGUAUUCUGCUGCACACAUGUAAAUACGAAUUUUCGUAGCGAGCGGAUUAAUUAACGCGACGGAAGCAGCGCAAUUAUUUCUUUUCGUGGAUUUGAGCGAGAACACGCGAGUACUCGGCGCGUAUUUCAGGUCGCGUUAGCUGACGAUGACGACGAUGAUUUGUUGCCCGGUUUGGGUUUGUACUUAGGCUCGAUACGCCUUUUCUUCAUUGUCUCUUGUAUCGCGGGCGUGUAAUCGCUCGCGGUUUUUUCAUAUACACGCAACAGGCAUACUACACACGUACACACACACACACACAUACACACACACGCGCGCAACACAUAAAACACUACACGCUCACACUUCGGAACGGAAAACGUUGACUUGGUGCCGCGACAUUAGCACGCGGUCGUAUUGCACCUUACUUUUUGUUUCACGUUCGAGGAUGCUCGUGAGUUUAAUUAAUGAUUAACGCGAAAGACGGCAUCGCCACCGCGGCGAUUUCGCCGCCCUCUUUUUCUAUCCUUUCGUUUGUAUACUCUUUCUACCUAUGCCACUUCGCUCGUUGUACUAUAUAAUAAACAUACUACGACGGACAUUCGGACCCAGCGCCACGGGUUUUCUGUACAUUGUGUAUAUGUGUACAUACCUACAUUAUUAAUAAAAGCGUAUGACUAAAAGAAUUUUUAACGAUUUUUAAGUGUAUA